Molecule: messenger RNA, 4023 nt
Organism: Parasteatoda tepidariorum (common house spider)
Lineage: Eukaryota; Metazoa; Arthropoda; Arachnida; Araneae; Theridiidae
Gene: dlt
Product: codanin-1 like protein dlt
Biological process (GO): chromatin organization
Cellular component (GO): nucleus
Source: RefSeq, a predicted model, not a curated record
AAAAAAAAAGUUUAAAAUUAGUACUGUGCGUGUCUGAUAAUUUUGCAAAAAUGGUUUGUUUUUAAUGUUUUUCUUUUCAUUAAAGCAGCUGAAAAAUGGAUGAAUUUUUAAAUAAAUUGAUAUUACACGAAAUUGACGCAAAUGACGUUAUUGAGUGGUUAAAAAGCAACAAAACACCCAUACCCGAUUUGAAAUCUCUGGACAGAUCUGAGUUUAUUCCUUAUUUUGUUGAUUUUAUAAAGAGUAAAUGCUCAUGGGUAUGCAAUGCUGAAAAAUCUAAUGACCUUUGUGAUAAAGAAAAAACUCCCUCUUCACCUAUAUUACAUUCCAAUGGUAUAAUUGAUAAGCAAGCACAUCAACGAACUCCUUCACCUUUACAAUAUAGGGUAAGCCAUCAGAACUCCACUAUCGGAAAUGAGAAGAGAGCUUCUAAUACGGCCGAGGAUAAAACAAAAUUUCAAAACCAGGGUAAAAGAGUUCAAGUUAUUACAUUAGGUUGCACUCCAUAUAAACAAAAGGGUAAUUUUUCCAAUUCGCGAUACUCAUCAAAGUCACCUGAUUUCAAAAAUGGUAAUGAUUUUCCGCCCAUGGGUAAUAAUAAAUUCUACGGAAAAGAAUGUGGACAGCCCUAUUAUAAAUCCAAUCAAUUUGUCGAAAGUAAGACAGAGAAUCAGUAUAAUAAAAAGAAUUUUGUGAAGGCUUAUGAUAAAGCGCCAAACCCUUGUGAAAAAAGUUUCAAUGCCGAUGCAUUUCCUCCUCUUGGUGCCAAAACACACGAGACUAAAGCUCGACGAAGAAUCACACCCACUCCCAUUCAAGCUAAAAACAAUUAUCAAUCAAAGUUUGGAAAUUCUAACUUCACAACUGUUUCGGAAAGAAAUCAGAGUGAAGCAUUUAAAACAUCAAUUUUGCAAGAAAGUGAUCCCAGUCUUCAACAAGAAAGAGAGCUUCUUAAAGUUACUAAAAAUAUAUUUAAUAUUCCAUCUAGUGUCAACUCUGGACGGUUGUUUAAUGAGGUAAAGCCAGAUAAUGUAUCAAUUCCCAACUCUGUAAUGCCUCUUAAUGAAGUAAAACAUAUGCUGCCAAAAUCAGUUGAUACAUUUGUAUGUCCUAAUCCGGAAAAAAUAACAAUGAUGGACGGCAUUUUAUGUGUUUCUGAAGUUUACAGCUUCCUACUUUCUGAUCAUCUAGUACCUAAUGUAACUUCCGAAUUGUACUUCUUACUUGAAUUAGUUACUUCAAGGGUAUCCAUAGAAGAAAACCCUUUAAAUAAAGGAGACAUCUUUACAACUGUUCAUAAUUGUGUUUAUUUUGCUGUGUCAGUUUUAGUAAGACAUUGCUAUUUGCUACAGAUGUUAGAUAAAGCUACUUUGAUAUCAUUGGAAGGUAUACCGUACUUAAUAAAGUUUUCUCCACAGUUAGCUAAUUAUUUACAACUUUGCUUUACUUCAAGACAAGACGUUUCUCCUUUAUUGCCGUCUUUAACUGGGGUGCCAUUCCAGGUUGAAGAUGACAGUAAAGCUAACUUUCCUGAUGAAUAUACCUUUGUCUGUUUUAAAAGACAAAGGGACUUGUUUUACGAAAUGCUGCGUAAUUGGCAUGAAAAUACGACCAGUGCUGAUACCAAAUUUCAGUUUAUAUUUCUUAAGAAGGCUAGAGAGUUAAUUAGUUUAAAUCCUAGCAGUAUUAAUAUGUUCCAUCUUGCUAAGCUUAUUCAGUCACAACUUGUUGCCAGCUGCAUGUGUUUGGAAGUUAAUGAAGUGUAUGAUGAGCUAUUGAAUGACAUACAAAAGAACUUUCCAGAUAAGUUUAAAAAAUUACAAGAACGUUUUUUGACACCAUCUUCUUCUGGUGGCUUAAAUCCACACCCGUCGUUUUAUGGAAUUCAAAUAUUUUUUGCUGAGUUGAUAGUUUCAGCUGGAUCACCUUCUCUAAAUCAGCAUUUAGUAAAUGUAUUUGUAUCUAGGGUCUUAGAACUAAAUAAAACAGACAUAUUUUCUGAUGAAGAAUUAAGCUCCUUGGGUACAAUAAGAGAUAAAUAUGUCUUCUUAUUGCAUACUUUACGUCUUCUUGGAAAAUUUCUGGGUUAUUUACACUUUCUACCAUAUAGUAAGGAAGAAGUUGCAUCUUCUCAUGUUGCAAAGCUGCAACUUAUUUCAAGGCAGAAGGCUACUCUACCUCUUAAUGUGUCAGAGAUCUUGAAAGAUUCUAUUAAGCAAGGCCACACAGUAUUGACUGUUCCCUGGGUUGUUGAAUUUAUAAGCAUGGUUGACCCUGUAGGAAGAAACCUUGAGAAUGUUUUGGAAGUUUUAAAAGUACUUAUGGCUAUAUAUAGACACAGCAGCUCUUUUAUUGUUAAUAUACAAUCACAAUUAUUUCUACAAGUGAUUAUUGGCUGGUUAUUUGAUGUAUUGCAAUACCAGUAUCGAUUUUACUCACAGUUUUUAACUGUAAGCAUUCCAGAUGGAAAUUUUAAUGAUGGAAUUGACUCACUAUCCAUCAUUGACAAACAAUUGAUUCAUUCUUGUUGCCCAUAUCUUAUUGAAUUCAAAGUUCUGAUUCACAAUUUCCUGAAUGGUGUUCAAGAGAAAAAGCGAGACAUAAGAAAAAUCACACCUCUCACAACUACCAAAUCAUUGGUAUCUAAAAAUUCCAUAAGCAUGAGCCAAUUAGAAUAUCGUUUAGAGGAGAAUUUCUUUUUUCUUCAUCCUUCUUCCGUGAAGAAGACUACUGAGUUUGUGUCAGAAAGAAUGGCUUCUAAAAUAAUCAGCAAUGUUCGGACGGUUAUCACAUCUAUGAAGUUAAGUGUGGCGGAUGAUGUUUCCAACGACAGACAGGUAAAGUCUUCAACGAUGGAUCCAAAUGUAAAACAACAGUAUAUCGAUGAAAUUCUUCAUAAAAAACUCAUUGAGGCAUUCAAAGAAACACAAAAUAAGAUUUCAGUUUUAACUAACAACAUAUACGAGGAAAUUAGCAACGUAAUUCCGAGUUUACUUUCUGAAGAUACGAAACCUAAAGUAAUCGAAAUGUGUUGCAAAAUUGCUUUCCGAAUGUCGGUUGAUAAGAUAUUUGAAUGGUGUAAUGCAAAUUUGUUGCUUAAUGCCAUAAAAGCUGACAUCAGAAACAAAGUACAGCAGAUUGCUAAAAGUCAAACUACAGAUCGAGAACCUACUCAAAACUUUAACUUAAGUGUUUGGAUGAAUGAUUUACGGAACAUUGUAGUUAAAGUUCACACAAAGUCCUUUGAUUUUGACCUAAAUGUCAUUCAGUCCUUGAUUCUUAAAAUUAUAAAUGUGAUAACUAAUGACACUCCAAAUAGCAUUCAGAUAACCACAUUUUUGCUUGCCAUAGAUUUUUAUGUAGCUUUGUUUGUUAAUUAUCCAGAAAAGUAUUGUGACCAGCUGGAUGAACUUUUUAUGGAACUUUGUUCUAAUUGUCCAGAAAAAGUGACUUUGGGAAAAUUGCUUGUUUGUCCUCAAAAUUUCAGAUUUUUAAUGAUAAGUGAUAAUCUUGAAUUAACUAUCACUAAAUUUGUUUGUUUAGUCCGAAAACUGUUGGACAAGAAAAUCUUUUCUCGUGGUGAACUUCAAAGUUAUGUUAAUGAUAUUCAAAUGAUUGAAAGAUUUGAUUUAUUAAAAAAACAAAUUGAUGUAUUAUUUUGCUAGGUACAUGGUGGGUCUAUUUAUGUAACAAUAUGUUGCAAAUGUCUUGUAAAAUAUUCCAGUUAAGUCAAACUUGGUGAACAUAAAACUUGAAGCAAUUCGAGAGCCUGAAAUUGAUCUGUGUCAAAAAUAGAUUCAUUUUAUUUUUUUGUUUUUAAAUGCCACAUUUUUAGAGCUUUAUUUUGAUUGCACUUUAUUUUAUGUGUUUAAAAUUUAUUGUUAAUAUUAGUGCUAAGUUUUAUGAAUGAACUUGUUCAAAGCAAAUAUUUAUUUGUAAAAAUUCUUAUUUUGUUAUAAACGUAAUGACCAAAGAUGAAAUUUUGGACUUUAUAAGGUAGAAAAUAAAAGUUUUUCAGUUAUU